AUGGCAUCGACUCUUCCGCCUCCCACUAGCUCUCUCACCUCUGGGCUUGUCUUUGAAGGCAAGCCUUACGAUUUAACUAGGGACGAUCCUCUAAGCGUGUUUCAGCAGAAUGUCUCUCGCGUUCAUGAAUACAUCAAGAAAAGACUGGCAGACUUUGAUGGACUUGACACUCUUGUUGAGCUCAAGCUCGGGGACGGAUCACAAUUUCUGUGCCCCCCUAUCUUCAUUGAUUCUGUAUCAAUAGGUGCCAAACUGCUUGACAACAUCCCAGAUGAUGUGAAGCCUGGUGUCACGGUGACGAUCAUGCCCGAGUACAUCCUCGAUGUCAUUGAAGGUCGUAUGCACGCCGUUCACGCUUUUGGCAAGCGCGCGAAGCCCCCGUGUCGUGGAAGCUUCCCAAUGUGCUUUGCUCCAGGCGGACGUCCUCAGCCCGUCCUUGACGCGGAUGAGCUGGAUCCUCAGGACUUACCAAAACCCACGGAGAACGUUGAGCAGAUUAGACAUGAUCUUCAGAAAUGGGGAUACGCAAUGGUGAAGAAUGCUCUUUCGAUAGAGCAGGUUGGGAUCCUCAAGACUGCUGUUGAUGAACAAGCAGCUGGCGAACGACUGGCUGGUGUAGCUCACAUGGACGGCGCUCAUGUGCAGGCUGACGAUCAGCCGAAUCAACGAGUAUGGAGUCUUCCCAACAAAGGCGAUGAGUUUCUCGAUCUUUUGAAUCAUCCUUUGAUCGACGCAAUCAUGCCCUGGUUUCUGGGAAAUGCGUUCAAGCUCCAUUCUAUGGGCGCUAACAUUGCUCGACCUGCAAAGUCCGGUAUCUAUAUGCACCGCGAUCAGAUGGGGCUCACUCCUGAGACAAUUGAUCAUCCUUAUCUUCUAAACGCUAUGUGGUAUUUAGUGGAUGUCACGGAGGCCAGGGGCGCCACCCGUUUGUAUCCCGGGUCUCACAACAAAAAUGUCGCACCUCGCAUUAUCAACCAAGUCGGUGGAUCUGUUCCGGCUGCUGCCCCUGCUGGAACAUGUGUGCUCUUGGACAGCCGAACUUGGCACUCGACUGGUGUAAACACAUCAGACGUGACACGGCCUGUCAUUCUCGCUGAGACUAAGGCAAAACUGUCUGACAGGCAACUGGGGCUUUUGGGAUUCCGCGUUCCAGUGCGAGAUGGAAAGCGGGCGCAGGCGUACACCGCGUAUAAUUACCCAGGCGCGAAUUUUGGAAAGUCGAGGGCGUCAGCAGAUGCUGCAUGGCUUCCCAACAAGACAAACGGAGAAUCUUAG
Molecule: messenger RNA, 1275 nt
Organism: Colletotrichum godetiae
Lineage: Eukaryota; Fungi; Ascomycota; Sordariomycetes; Glomerellales; Glomerellaceae
Product: phytanoyl-CoA dioxygenase
Exons: 5
Coding region: 1-1275 (424 amino acids)
Source: RefSeq, a predicted model, not a curated record